Messenger RNA from Pogonomyrmex barbatus (red harvester ant), 3068 nucleotides. RefSeq names its product TBC1 domain family member 22 (gene Tbc1d22). The record is from RefSeq and is a predicted model, not a curated record. Gene Ontology annotation, biological process: activation of GTPase activity. NCBI's taxonomy places the organism in Eukaryota, Metazoa, Arthropoda, Insecta, Hymenoptera, Formicidae. Gene Ontology annotation, molecular function: GTPase activator activity.
UGUUUCAAAUGAUUGCUAUAGAACUUCGUCUCUAAGGAUGAUUCACGAAGCGUGAUGUACCGGAACUCGAUCUGUGAAAUUUUUCUCAAGCAACCAACUUAAAACUCUUCAAAUUGAUUCUUCCACAUAUAACAAGUAUGUGAGUAAUAUUUGCGGUAGAUUCGAGCGGAAUAUCACGACAGAUUGGCGUUAAUCACAUCCGCAAUUCCACGUUCUGUGCAGCAGAGUCUAGUAUAUGAGUCGUUUGGUAACCAUUUAAACGAGAUUAAUUAAAUGGAAUUUGUGUCAUUUAAGUGAUUAUGAAACGAAAGAGCUUGCUCAUUAACUCGUAUAAUUAAUCUGCAUUUCGUGACAUUUCUGACAGAUUUAUUCGUGUUAUUUUUAACGGACUCUAUUACACUUUCUAAUGAAACAAUUUGCAAUGGAACGUUUUGCAAAAUUUGCUCCUCCUCGUCCCCUCCUCCUCUCCCGACAAUUCCGACAAUUACGUUUCGAAUUAAUCAGAUACAGCUUAUUCCUACGAUUGCAAUGAAACGCACAAAAGAGGAAGAAAAAAAGAGAAAGGGAAGAAGACAAAAUGAGCCGACAAUGAGAUCUCUGGUAUUUGUAACAAGGGUAUGAGGAACGAUCUGUGCUACGCCAAUUGCGUUGAAAGACUACCAGGUGCGAGCUAACUUGGUUUCAGCUAUGGAAAAUCAAGGUUAUCACCACCAGGCUGUCUCAACUCAUCAAUCUUUCUGGAAGAAAAACACACGGGCUGUACCAGGAAGGCCAAGCCUGAAACAAGAUGUUAGGCAUGGCAAGUUCAAUUCCACGACGAUUGGAUCUGGCAAUCUGACUAGCACUGCUAACAGCAGUAGCAGCACAGGUGGAAGUGGAGGUUCCACUUCCUUUCAGGACUUUCAGGAAAGUGUGGACGACGCAUGGGAUUCGGGAGAUGAUGAAUUCUGUACAGUCUCGGAUGUGAAAAUAUCAAAGAGGGUUAGCCACUCAGCAGCUCUCAGCGUCAUCAACAGUCAUAGAUUUGGCAAUAAGUGUUUACAGCUAUCUCAAACAAAUGCUAAGGUGACUCAACAAGAAAUUAUACCAGAAGGGAAAAAAGUGGAGGCCCUUCAAAGGCUGGCAGUGCAGCCAUUACAUUUGCGUAACGUGAAUUUGCACUCACAAGUGAUUAAUAGCCAGCAUCCCAAUGAAGAUACGGAUUUGAAACACAGUGUGUCUCCUCAGCACAAGCCGACACAGUUUCCCGGUAGACCACAGCCUUUGAGGCAAGCUAAUGCUCCGAAUAAAUUUUUUAUACCCUCGAAGGAGCAGGAUGGCGAAAGUAAAGUGGAUAAAUUUCAAUUACUUUUGGAAGCAUCCGUACUAAAUUUAGAUGAAUUGCGGCAGCUAUCAUGGUCGGGUGUACCUGCCAAAUUGCGUUCCGUCACUUGGCGGUUGUUGUCUGAAUAUUUGCCGGCCAAUCUGGAACGUAGACAACUUGCAUUGGAACGCAAACGACUGGACUAUUGGAACUUGGUGAAGCAAUAUUACGACGUCGAACGGGACGAGGGCUUUCAGGACACGUAUCGCCAAAUUCAUAUCGAUAUUCCUAGAAUGUCGCCGCUUAUCUCGCUAUUCCAGCAGACAACAGUGCAAUUGAUAUUUGAAAGAAUAUUAUAUAUUUGGGCGAUCAGGCAUCCGGCGUCUGGUUAUGUUCAGGGUAUGAAUGAUCUUGUGACACCUUUUUUCUUGGUCUUUCUACAAGAGGCGGUGCCGAUCCAGGCCUGGCAAGAUUUGGAAAAUUAUGACGUCGCGUCAUUAUCAAAAGAGCAGCGCGACAUUAUUGAGGCGGAUAGCUUUUGGUGCCUAUCAAAAUUCUUAGACGGUAUACAAGAUAACUAUAUAUUUGCUCAAUUGGGAAUCCAACAUAAAGUGAACCAAUUGAAGGAGUUGAUACAGAGAAUUGAUGCGCCAUUGCAUCAACAUUUGCAUCAGCAUGGAGUGGAUUAUCUACAAUUUUCUUUUCGAUGGAUGAACAACCUGUUAACAAGGGAAAUCCCGCUUCAUUGCACCAUCCGAUUGUGGGACACAUAUUUGGCAGAAUCCGACAGAUUUGCUUCGUUUCAACUUUAUGUAUGCGCGGCCUUCCUUCUCCGUUGGAGGCGACACUUACUCUUGCAACCUGAUUUUCAAGGGCUGAUGUUAAUGCUACAAAACCUGCCCACGCAAAAUUGGACAGAUUCGGAAAUAGGCGUGUUGGUGGCUGAGGCGUACAAAUUAAAAUUCACGUUUGCCGACGCACCGAAUCACCUGCAAGCUCACGACACGACGACCAGGUGACCACUUUUUGACGGAUUGGGUUAAUGUUAUUAAUAGUGGCCAAACCGAGAUGCCAAGCGAUUAUCAUCUUAUCGCCGGAUCUCCUCUUCCGUCUCACUGUCACUAUGUACAAUGUGACGUUCAGUCUUAUCAUGGCCAUACUGAAAGUUUUCAAAACACGCAGUCUCCUACAUUUCGUUCCCGCGUCGACUAUUAAGUUUCCUCGAUUAUUUUACACGUUAUAGAGUUUAUCCUUUUGUUACAUUGAAGGACUUUGCAGAAGGAGAUAUUUAGAUAUACUCGCCAUAAUUGCGCUCCAAAAUAAAAUGUAAAUGCGAUUCAAGACGCGAAGAAUGUAACGCGAAUCAAUUGCCAUUUCCCGGUUUGCUAUAAAUUUUUAUUAUAUAUAUAUAAUAAGUCACAUUAUAUACAAAUAAUAUAUAUAUAUAUAUAUAGAGACAGGAAAGUUUUUAUAUAUCAAACCUGUGUUGUGCUUUUGCAUGGUAAUUAUGCCAUUUUUACCAGCCUUACAUAUAUUCCUGUUCAUAUCCCAUCAAUGAUCAUGAAUUUAGUUUUAAAUUAACAAUUACGCCUUAAUGUUUAAUACUCGAAUGAUAUUCUAUUUUACUUUAUAAUGUAAUUAUACAAUUUAUUUUGAUAUAUUUUAGAUAUUAAAAUAUUCGCCGUAUACAUAUCACGAAUAUAUUUUGUAAUUGUGAUUUAUGAAAGAAUUGCGGAAAUGAAUCAUAAUAGAAAUAAUCGUAAAA